AUGACUGCUGGUUCUGCUGCCCCUGUUGAUUAUGCUUCCUUAAAGAAGAACUUCCAACCAUUUCUUUCCAGAAGAGUGGAAAAUAGGUCUCUGAAAAGCUUUUGGGAUGCUUCUGAUCUUUCCAAUGACGUCAUUGAGCUAGCUGGUGGAAUGCCAAAUGAGAAAUUUUUCCCUAUCGAAUCUAUGGACCUAAAAAUAUCAAAAGUUCCUUUUAAUGAUAAUCCAAAAUGGCACGAUUCAUUUACCAUGGCGCAUUUGGAUUUGGGGUCACCCAGUGAGCUACCCAUUGCACGUUCUUUUCAAUACGCAGAAACCAAGGGUUUACCGCCGCUGUUGCAUUUUGUUAAGGACAUGGUGUCCAGGAUUAAUCGUCCGGCCUUUUCAGAUGAGACAGAGUCUAACUGGGAUGUCAUCCUUUCUGGAGGGUCCAACGACUCAAUGUUUAAGGUUUUUGAAACGAUUUGCGACGAAUCGACCACCGUGAUGAUUGAAGAGUUUACUUUCACUCCGGCCAUGUCCAAUGUGGAGGCUACAGGAGCAAAAGUCAUCCCCAUCAAGAUGAACCUGACCUUCGACAGGGAAUCUCAGGGUAUUGAUGUCGAAUAUCUAACCCAGUUACUCGACAAUUGGUCUACUGGCCCUUACAAGCAUUUAAACAAGCCAAAAGUCCUAUACACCAUCGCCACGGGCCAAAAUCCUACCGGGAUGUCUGUUCCUCAGUGGAAAAGAGAGAAAAUUUAUCAAUUGGCCCAGAGACACGAUUUUCUCAUUGUUGAAGAUGAUCCCUAUGGUUAUUUGUAUUUCCCAUCCUAUAAUCCGCAGGAGCCCUUGGAAAACCCUUACAAUUCCAGCGACCUGACCACCGAACGGUAUUUGAAUGAUUUCUUAAUGAAAUCAUUUCUAACUUUGGAUACCGAUGCCCGUGUCAUCCGUUUGGAGACUUUUUCAAAAAUAUUUGCUCCCGGAUUAAGGUUGUCCUUUAUCGUUGCUAAUAAAUUCCUUUUGCAAAAAAUCUUGGAUUUGGCCGAUAUUACUACAAGGGCCCCCAGUGGUACUUCACAAGCUAUUGUUUAUUCUACAAUAAAGGCAAUGGCCGAGUCCAACAUGCUCUCCUCUCUUUCAAUGAAAGACGCAAUGUUUGAAAGUUGGAUAAGAUGGAUCAUGCAGAUCGCUUCUAAAUACAAUCAUAGGAAAAAUAUCACUUUGAAAGCUUUAUACGAAACAGAAUCUUACCAAGCUGGGCAAUUUACCGUUAUGGAACCCUCCGCAGGUAUGUUCAUCAUUAUUAAAAUUAAUUGGGGGAAUUUUGAUAGACCAGACGAUUUACCGCAACAAAUGGACAUACUAGAUAAGUUUUUGAUAGAAAAUGGGGUCAAACUAGUGCUUGGUUAUAAAAUGGCUGUUUGCCAAAAUUAUUCAAAGCAAAAUUCAGAUUUUCUAAGGCUCACUAUUGCCUAUGCAAAAGAUGACGAUCAGUUGAUUGAGGCUUCCAAAAGAAUCGGUAACGGUAUAAAAGAAUUUUUUGAAAACUAUAGAAGCUAA
Saccharomyces paradoxus is the source of this 1542-nucleotide messenger RNA. RefSeq names its product aromatic-amino-acid:2-oxoglutarate transaminase (gene ARO9). The coding region runs from base 1 to 1542 and encodes 513 amino acids. The record is from RefSeq and is a predicted model, not a curated record. Lineage: Eukaryota; Fungi; Ascomycota; Saccharomycetes; Saccharomycetales; Saccharomycetaceae. Gene Ontology annotation, molecular function: pyridoxal phosphate binding; aromatic-amino-acid:2-oxoglutarate transaminase activity; L-2-aminoadipate:2-oxoglutarate transaminase activity. Gene Ontology annotation, biological process: aromatic amino acid catabolic process; L-tyrosine biosynthetic process. The transcript has a single exon.